Messenger RNA from Chrysoperla carnea, 350 nucleotides. RefSeq names its product glutaredoxin-C4-like. NCBI's taxonomy places the organism in Eukaryota, Metazoa, Arthropoda, Insecta, Neuroptera, Chrysopidae. Gene Ontology annotation, biological process: cellular response to oxidative stress. Bases 6 to 350 code for a protein of 114 amino acids. Gene Ontology annotation, cellular component: cytoplasm. Gene Ontology annotation, molecular function: glutathione disulfide oxidoreductase activity. The record is from RefSeq and is a predicted model, not a curated record. The transcript has a single exon.
CAGAAAUGACCGAAAGUUCUGUAUCAAAAUCUACUCCAGAUCCUUCAACAAUAACAAUCGAUAAUGUCAACGAUAUUAUACGAAGUGAUCGAGUUGUAAUUUUUUCAAAAGCAAAAUGUCCCUAUUGUACAAUGGCAAAAGAGGUUUUUGAUAAUUUAAAACAAACGUAUACGGUUAUUGAAUUAGAUGAACGUAAAGAUAUUGAAGAAAUUAAGAAUCUUUUGGGUGAAAUUACUGGAGCAACAACUGUACCACGUGUCUUUAUUAACGGAAUCUUUGUUGGAGGUGGAAGUGAUGUCAAAACAAUGUAUGAAAAUGGUGAAUUACAAAAACGCUUAAACGUGGAAUGA